Manihot esculenta (cassava) is the source of this 1617-nucleotide messenger RNA. Its product is annotated as heterogeneous nuclear ribonucleoprotein 1. Gene Ontology annotation, cellular component: nucleoplasm. The transcript has 6 exons. The record is from RefSeq and is a predicted model, not a curated record. NCBI's taxonomy places the organism in Eukaryota, Viridiplantae, Streptophyta, Magnoliopsida, Malpighiales, Euphorbiaceae. Gene Ontology annotation, biological process: regulation of gene expression. Gene Ontology annotation, molecular function: RNA binding. Bases 135 to 1271 code for a protein of 378 amino acids.
UUAGGGCUUUCCAGUUUCUAACGCUCCUAAUUUCAAUUCCCAAUUUUCUUUCUAGGGCUUGAGUUUCUUCUCCUCCUCCUCUUCCAAGCUCUCUACUUUACCAUUCCAGUAAACAUCCUUUAAAUCUGCAAGCCAUGGACCCGCAAGACCAAGAUGCAAUUACUGGUGGAGAAGCCGACCAUAACGCGGAUGAGAUUAAGUCUCAAUCUCACACUGGAGACGGAGCUAGUCCUGGGAAAAUUUUCAUUGGAGGCUUAGCCAGGGAGACUACUUCUGCACAAUUUGUCAAACACUUUGGUAAAUAUGGUGAAAUUACUGAUUCUGUUAUAAUGAAGGACCGGAAGACUGGACAACCCCGUGGUUUUGGGUUCGUGACCUAUGCAGAUCCCUCAGUUGUUGAUCAAGUUAUUCAGGAUGUACAUAUUAUUAAUGGGAAACAAGUGGAGAUCAAGCGAACGAUACCAAAGGGAGCUAUUGGAUCUAAGGAUUUCAAGACCAAAAAGAUUUUCGUUGGUGGAAUUCCAGCAGCUGUGACUGAAGAUGAGUUCAAGGAAUUCUUUGCACAAUAUGGUGAGGUUAUUGAACACCAGAUCAUGCGGGACCACUCUACCAACCGCUCUCGUGGCUUUGGAUUUAUUACAUUUGACUCAGAGCAGUCUGUGGAUGACCUUUUGGCCAAAGGAAAUAAGCUUGAGUUAGCCGGAAGUCAGGUGGAGAUUAAGAAGGCUGAGCCAAAGAAGGCCAACCCUCCACCACCGCCUUCUAAGCGUUAUAAUGAUUCAAGGCCUGGAUUUGGGGGUGGAUAUGGGGAUGGAUAUGAUGGAUAUGGAGGCAGUAGCUUUGGUGGUGGUGCUUAUAGGUCAGGUGGAGUCUAUGGAGGUAGAGCUAGCGCUUAUAGUGAAUAUAAUGGGGGGGAAUUUGGUGGAUAUGGAGGAUAUGGAGGUGGUGGCAUUGGGGCUUAUAGAGGGGAUCCCUCCUAUGGAUAUUCAGGUCGUUAUGGAGGAGGCUUUACCAGGGGUUAUGAUUUACGAGGUGGUUAUGGUGGCCCUGGUGAGGGUUAUGGUGGAUAUGGCAGUGGCAUUGGUGGUGGUGGUGGAUAUGGCAGCGGUGGCAGUAGUAGUGGUGGUGGAUCAGGCAUGGGAUAUGGAGGAGGCAGCUAUGACACUGGUCUCGGGGGUGGAUAUGGAGGUAGUAGUGGAGGUUCCUUUUAUGGAAGUAGAGGGGGAUAUGGUGGUGCGGGUGGCAGUAGAUACCAUCCUUAUGGGAGGUAGAAGGAAGGCUGUUAUGGAACGAGUUUUGGACCCAAAAAGUGUAACGGCUAAGUUUUCUAAACUGUAGUGUUUGAGCUAGUUAUCAAUUCAGUAAUUUGUGCUGUUAGGUCUUUUAGUUUGGCAAGUUGGUGACUGGGAUUCUUACACCUUAGCGUUCAAUCAUCUUUUCGUUUUCUUCACCCCUUUCAACUUAUCAAUGCUAGGGAAUCUAGGAAACUCGUUUUUUUUUUUUUAAUUAAUUUGAAUAGCAUCCAUGAACUACAAAUUGUGAUGUACCCUCACUCAGAUUGUUAAAGAACACCUGGAAUUACAGAUUGGGAAUUGUUAUUUACCCAUUUUUUAUUCA